Molecule: messenger RNA, 1255 nt
Organism: Neomonachus schauinslandi (Hawaiian monk seal)
Lineage: Eukaryota; Metazoa; Chordata; Mammalia; Carnivora; Phocidae
Product: protocadherin alpha-7-like
Exons: 1
Biological process (GO): homophilic cell-cell adhesion
Cellular component (GO): plasma membrane
Molecular function (GO): calcium ion binding
Source: RefSeq, a predicted model, not a curated record
GAAGAUUCCUCCAAAUUUUGAGACAAGUUACUAUUUGAAUAAAAAAAAAAACAAUUAAUUUGAAAUGGUGGACUCGAAUCGAGGCGACCGGGGGCACUGGCAUCUACUGCUGUUUUUCAAAAUUCUCAUAGCCUGGGAGAGCGCGAGCGGCCAGGUCCACUACUCGGUCCCGGAGGAGGCCAAACACGGCACCUUCGUGGGCCACAUCGCCCAGGACUUGGGGCUGGAGCUGGCAGAGCUGGUGCCGCGCCUUUUCCAAGUGGCGUCCAGAGGCCACGGGGACCUUUUGGAGGUAAAUCUGCAGAAUGGCAUUUUGUUUGUGAAUUCUCGGAUCGACCGGGAGGAGCUGUGCGGGCGGAGCGCGGAGUGCAGCAUCCACCUGGAGGUGAUCGUGGACAGGCCGCUGCAGGUUUUCCAUGUGGAGGUAGAGGUGAAGGACAUUAACGACAAUCCUCCUGUAUUCCCCGAGACACAAAAGAAUCUGUUUAUUGCAGAAUCCAGGAUGCUUGACUCUCGGUUUCCACUAGAGGACGCUUCCGAUGCAGAUAUCGAGGAGAACGCUCUGUUGACUUACAGACUGAGCCCCAACGAGUUUUUCUCUCUGGACGUACCAACAAAUGACGAACAGGUAAAACCUCUUGGACUUGUAUUACGGAAACCUUUAGACAGGGAACAGUCUCCAGAACUUCAUUUAGUGCUCACAGCCACUGAUAGAGGCAAACCUGAGCUGACUGGCACCGUUCAGUUACUCAUCAAAGUGCUGGACGUCAAUGACAACGCCCCAGCUUUCGACAGAACACUCUAUGCGGUGAAAUUACCAGAAAAUGUUCCCAAUGGAACUUUGGUAAUUAAACUUAACGCCUCAGAUUUGGAUGAAGGCUCGAAUGCGGAUAUUAUUUACUCCUUCUCUAGUGGUGUUUCCCCAGAUAUAAAAUCUAAGUUCUACAUAGAUGCCAUAAGUGGAGAAAUUAUAGCAAUAGGACAUAUCGAUUUUGAAGAAAGCAAAACCUACAAACUUCGAGUAGAAGCGAUCGAUAAAGGCUACCUACCACUAGCUGGUCACUGUACAGUUCAUGUGCAAGUUUUGGACGCUAAUGAUAAUGCUCCAGAGUUGACUGUUACUUCCCUGUCUCUCCCUAUCUCAGAGAAUGCUCAACCGGGCACAGUCAUCACCUUGAUUAAGGUGUUUGACCGAGAUUCUGGAGCUAAUGGGGAGGUGACCUGCUCACUAACACCCCAUGUCCCCUUCAAGCUG